AAUAAUUAUCAUCACUAAUCCUCCUUUGUCUCGUGUCUCAAACGAAAUUUUCAUUCCAAGAUUCAAAACGAAUUGUCUUGUCAUUUAGUAAAGCCUAUUUCUUUUUCUCAUGAAAAACACCAAGGCAAGACCCGUGUCAUAUACCCUAGUGUGUAAGCUAUGAAGUCCGCUCCUUGUCGCACGCUCGUUUUCUCCUAAGAACUGUCGUUUCGUUCACGGAUUAGAUCAUAUUCUAAAGGCCAGCACAUUAGAUCGUAUUCUGAAAGCCAGAAAUUCAUUUGUUGAAGAACCAAAAGCUCACGCGUUUAAUUUUCCAAACACCAAAUUUAGAAACCUUGUGAUUUUGUUACGUACUCGGUAUGAGUUUUUUCACCCUAAUUUUAUCCGUACUUGUUUUUCCACUACUCACCAUCCAUGCAUCAAAUGAUUCAAAUCACUGCAACCAAUCGUGCCCGAGUUUCGUUCCCGGCCCGAUUCAGUACCCUUUCGGGUUCUCAUCGGGCUGCGAAAUCCAGCUUAACUGCCCUCCAAACAGCGGAUUCGCAAUCGGGGAGUUUCCAAUCCAGUCCAUAACCCAGGACAACAUAAGAAUCAACCUCCAGAGCAGUUGCAACCGCCCCCUCCACACCCUCCGCCACCUGUACAGCCGGAACUACGCCCCGACGUCACGAAACGCGAUUCUUUUACGGAACUGUACGGACGGUAGGCCGUCCAGCAGCUGCGAGAUACCCGACAUUCUGGUGCAGGCGCGGUUCGACGCGCCACCCAACUGCAGCGCCAACAGCAGCCUCAGCUGCUACGCCGAGACCAGAAAGGAUGUCCGAUUUCUGGACGUUGGGAGCGUCGAGCGGAAGGACUGCAAGUUCUUGCUGUCGUCGAUUUCGGCGCCGUCGCCGCAACUUUUGAAUAGCUCAGCGCCGCUGUUGCUGGAGGUGGAAGUGGUGGAGUUAGAGUGGUGGCUUGAGGGAACUUGCGGGUGUGAUAAGAACGCCAAUUGUACGACGGUCGUAUCGCCAAAUGGGACAGAAGGGUAUAGAUGCAACUGCAAGGAGGGGUUUGGUGGAGAUGGAUACGUUGCUGGGUUAGGCUGCAGGAAAGUCUCAUCGACUUGCAACCCUGCAAAAUACUUGUCUGGAGAAUGUGGAGGAAAGGCCAGGUUUAUCGUUUUGAUUGGAGCUGUGUUUGUUGGAGCUUCUUUAAUGAUCAGUCUGGCUCUGAUAUGCUGCUUCAUCCGGCGGCAAUCCAAGCUGAAAGCGAGACACUCCACGAAACGCCUUCUAUCCGAAGCUACUGGCAACUGCGACAUUCCCUUCUACUCCUACAAACAAAUCGAAAAAGCCACGAAUAGCUUCUCAGACAAGCAAAGGCUGGGAACCGGAGCUUAUGGAACAGUUUACGCAGGAAAACUCCACGACGAAUGGGUUGCCAUAAAGAGAAUUAAACACAGAGGACAUGAAAGCAUUGACCAAGUCAUGAACGAGAUCAAGCUCAUUUCAUCGGUAAGGCACCCGAAUUUAGUCCGGUUAUUAGGUUGCUCCAUUGAACGCGGUGAGCAGAUUCUUGUGUACGAGUUCAUGGGGAAUGGGACAUUGUGUCAGCAUUUGCAAGGAGAGAGAGGGGAAGGACUUUCUUGGCUCACACGCCUGACCAUUGCCGCUGAAACUGCGAAAGCAAUAUCCCAUCUCCACUCGGCUGUUAAGCCUCCGAUAUACCACAGAGACAUCAAGUCGAGCAACAUUCUUCUGGAUUGCAAGUUCAAAUCCAAAGUCGCGGAUUUUGGCCUUUCGAGGCUUGGGAUGGCGGAAACCUCCCACAUUUCAACGGCUCCACAGGGGACUCCGGGUUAUCUUGAUCCUCAGUACCAUCAGAACUUCCAUCUCUCCGAUAAAAGCGAUGUCUAUAGUUUCGGUGUGGUGCUUGUCGAGAUAAUAACAGGGUUAAAAGCGGUAGAUUUUACCCGCCCCCAGAAUGAAGUGAACUUGGCAGCUCUAGCCACUGACAGAAUAGGAAGGGGGUGUCUAAAUGAGAUCAUAGACCCUUUUCUCGAGCCCCUUUUGGAUGACGCUUGGACUCUUUCGUCAGUUCAUAAGGUCGCCGAAUUGGCAUUCAGAUGCCUUGCAUUUCAACGAGACAUGAGACCAACUAUGAUAGAAGUGACAGCCGAGUUGGAGCUCAUCAAGCUAAGUAAAUGGCCAUCUUCAGAAGAAAACACAUACACAGCUUCAUCAGACGGAUCCUCUUGCUGUUCUUCAUCUAGCGUGAGCGAAAAGCCUCUAAAUAUUACCAAAUCCCGAUCACUGAGAAGCGUCAAUGCACUGCAGAGUGGAGAUGCCAGUAGCUUCAAUUCGAGCAAAAAGUUCAAGGAUAAUUCAUCGGUCUCUGUUCAAGAUACGUGGUUAAGCGAUCAGAGCUCGCCUUCAUCAAACAGUUUGCUGAGUAAUGUAAUUCAGUGACCGUAGAAGUUUGAUCGAACAGUUUGCUUAUAGUUUCAUGUCAACAUGUUCAUACCAUUUGUGAUGCUUGUACUUUCAUAUAUUUGAACUCAUAUUUUGUUUUGGAGUUCUUAGUUGUAAAGAUCUUUCCCUGGGCUUGUUGAUA
Molecule: messenger RNA, 2598 nt
Organism: Pyrus x bretschneideri (Chinese white pear)
Lineage: Eukaryota; Viridiplantae; Streptophyta; Magnoliopsida; Rosales; Rosaceae
Product: wall-associated receptor kinase-like 14
Exons: 3
Coding region: 360-2453 (697 amino acids)
Biological process (GO): protein phosphorylation
Molecular function (GO): protein kinase activity; ATP binding
Source: RefSeq, a predicted model, not a curated record